AAAUACACUUUUCCCCCCUUGCACUGCUUUUGUGUUCUUAUAUAAAGUCUCAGUAUUUUAACAAGGUCUGUCUAAAAGCUGAUCAUCAGCUGGUGUAAAUUCAUGGGGCUAUGCCAAUUUUACCAGCUGAGAAUUUGCCCCUUGAGGCCUGAUUGUGCAAACUCUUGUGCACACGAAUAGUCUCAGUGACCCCAAAAGGGUUUCAGCCCUUGAUCUGUGUCUCAUAUUUAUUGUUUAAAAAAACAUGUGUAGCUAUUUGUUAUGACAGAGUGUUCUACAUUCUGGCUCUCUCUGAAUAAAUGGCUGUGGGAUUGCUUGAUGCUGAGAGCGAAGUUAAAAAGGCUGCCAAAACGCUGCUCUUUUGAUCAGGAAAUAUUGCAGCUUUUAGCACAACGUUAUUACCACUGCUUAUUAGUAUAAAUUAAAUCAGUGAUAAAUUGUUUGCCUUGUAUGUGUACAUUGUAUAACUUGUUACCACAGUACUUAAGUGCAUUAAAGGUCUGCCCCAAAGCCCUUUCAACUCAGCGGAAAGACUCCCACUGACAGCAGGGGGCUUUAGAUCAGGUACUAAAUCUUAUUUGCACUGGUGCUUGCUUAAAAGGGGAGGUGAUGGGGGACUAAAGAUUUUCUACUUGCCAUAAAGCAUGUUGGUGAUUUGAUUUUCAGAGGUGUUGACCACCUGCAAUUCCUGUUGACUUCAUGGAGAGCUGCAGAUGCUGAGCAUUUCUGAAAAACUAGGCCAUUAGUGUAUAAUACUAUUCCACUUUAUAUCAUAAUUCAUAAACCUUCUUUUUGUCAUUAGAGACUACACUAAAGUGAUGGACGUUCAUUUUCUGCUCUUCUAGUACAGUCGUCUCCAAACUUUUUUGAUCAUGCACCCCUAUCAGUAAAAAAAAAACUUUGAGCAUGCACCCGCUGUCGUGCCGUAGCAAAACACAUCUUUUAAAUGGAUGUUUACAGAGAGAAGAAAGUGUUCCUAAAAAUAUCCUACAAAAAAAGAUGGAAAACAAAAUGUAUGAUGAAGUCUUCAGACUGUGUUAUAAAACAUGCUGGCGUGUACAGUACUGGCCUUGCAAUGGUGGGUGCAAUCUGUGAUUUCUGUGAAGCUUGGGUCUGCCAUGGUAGGAAGUGUCUCAGCACACAUGCUUGUAUCUGCCCUCUUGCAGAUGCAGAAUGCAUUGAGUGUGAAAGAGGUGUCUGGGAUCACGGAGGCAGAAUAUUCAGCUGCUCUUUUUGUCAUAAUUUCCUCUGCGAAGAUGAUCAGUUUGAGCAUCAAGCCAGCUGCCAGGUUUUGGAGGCAGAGACAUUUAAAUGUGUUUCCUGUAAUCGGCUUGGGCAGCAUUCAUGCCUGCGUUGUAAGGCUUGUUUCUGUGAUGAUCACACCCGAAGCAAGGUUUUUAAGCAAGAAAAGGGAAAAGAGCCUCCUUGCCCUAAAUGUGGGCAUGAAACUCAGGAGACAAAGGAUCUGAGCAUGUCAACACGCUCUCUGAAGUUUGGCCGGCAGACAGGAGGUGAAGAGGCAGAUGGAGCUUCUGGCUAUGAUGCCUACUGGAAGAACCUCUCAUCAGGCAAGGAUGGAGAUGCAGGUGACCAUGAUGACGAAUAUGAAGAGGAUGAAGCAGAGUAUGAUGAUGAGGAAGACAAUGAGGAGGGAGGGAAGGAUUCUGAAACAGAGACCACAGAUUUAUUCAGUAACUUGAAUUUAGGAAGGACCUAUGCUAGUGGUUAUGCCCACUAUGAAGAAUCUGAAGACUAAGAUUACGUAUUGGGGAGCGCUAUAGCAUUUGGAAGGAAUAAGUAUAGGAGUGCUUUAUGUGUGCCACUAGAAUAGCUCUACCAGGCACUUAAGCUUCAAAGUUUAUUAGGGAAAAAAGGGCAUGGAACUUCUGUAGAAACUCAAGGUGAGAUUUGUGUGUGUGGAAGGCAAGGGUGUGGAGAGGAAAAUAGAUAAAUGUUCAUAUUCAUGCAAGUAACCAAAGUGGUUUUGAUCUCACGAUUACUGAGGGUAAUAGCUUAAUGUCUUCUCCCCCACCGAGUUGGAGGGUAAAGGGAUUUGUUUCCAUCUGUUCAUCAGAAAUUAAGUUAUUUUUCUUGAGUAAUUUUGACUGUAAUUCUGUAAUCUGAUUUCGUAAAUUAUAUGUAGUGGUGUAAGUGGGUGGCUGUAUUUUUGGCCUACAAAAUAAAAGUCAGCAGCAUUCUGUAGUGAGUUUUCAUAAAUAUUGAUCUGGCCUGAGUACUUGGAAAGCACUUACUGCAGGCCUAUCAUGAGCCAAAUAUAAACUGACAUUAAAAUAACUUUACCAUUUCAUGUAGGCGAGGCAGAACAAUACAUUUCCCCAUAACAUAUUUCUUGAACAUUAUCAUUCCAUGCCUUUAUACAUCAAUCAUAGACAUUAUGUAUAGUCACCUACGCUGUCACCUACAUAAGAUCAAAAAGUUUAUUUAUCACAAUAAAAAUGUUAAUAUUCCUUCCUACCCAAUAAAAGCCAUCACUUUCUUUUA
Messenger RNA from Gopherus evgoodei (Goodes thornscrub tortoise), 2502 nucleotides. It is a transcript of the gene NOAZFP, whose product is annotated as zinc finger protein 330. Gene Ontology annotation, cellular component: nucleus. NCBI's taxonomy places the organism in Eukaryota, Metazoa, Chordata, Testudines, Testudinidae. The coding region runs from base 947 to 1756 and encodes 269 amino acids. The transcript has 7 exons. The record is from RefSeq and is a predicted model, not a curated record. Gene Ontology annotation, molecular function: zinc ion binding.